Dovyalis caffra is the source of this 987-nucleotide messenger RNA. The record is from the annotation of a GenBank genome assembly. Lineage: Eukaryota; Viridiplantae; Streptophyta; Magnoliopsida; Malpighiales; Salicaceae.
AUGGAUAUUAAAAGAAAGUCCUGCAUUCUAGCAGCUUUCUUCCUUGUAUUUGUUUCAAGGAAAGCCUACUGCCUUCAAGGUGAUAGCGACAAUAGCAAGAAGUCACCCUAUGACGCAGCAAUAACGCAUUACUAUAUGUUGUCUCCAUCAUCUUCAGGACAUGAACGAGCUUUCUGCCAAGCAAGGGGGCUUGCCAAAACAAGACGCUUGUGUGUCCAGAUCAAUGCAAAUAGCAAAUGUGAAGUCACUUGCAAGUUUCGAAGACCAAACUGCGAAGGAUAUGGCUCCCUCUGUUAUGAUCCUCGAUUCGUUGGUGGUGAUGGAGUGAUGUUCUACUUCCAUGGAGCAAAGGGAGGGAACUUUGCUAUUGUCUCUGAUGAUAAUCUCCAAAUUAAUGCACACUUCAUUGGAACUCGACCAGAAGGCAGGACUCGCGAUUUCACCUGGGUGCAAGCCCUCUCCAUCAUGUUUGACACUCAUACACUAGUCAUUGCAGCAAAGAGAGUCUCAAAAUGGGACGAUAACAUCGAUGCUCUCACUGUGAAGUGGGAUGGUCAGACAGUUGAUGACAUUCCUACCGAUGGAGACACCGAAUGGAGAGCCAAUGGCGAAGAAAGAGAGGUUGUGGUGGAACGAACUGAUGAUACUAAUACUGUAAGGGUGCAAGUUGCCAACCUGGUCGAGCUAAAUGUAAGGGUGAGGCCUAUUGGGAAAGAAGAAAACAGAGUACACAACUACCAGCUACCAGAAAACGAUGCCUUUGCUCAUUUGGAAACACAGUUCAAAUUCCUGAACCUAACAGAUCUCGUCGAAGGUGUCUUGGGAAAGACUUACAGGCCCGAUUAUGUUAGCCCUGUCAAGAUCGGGGUUCCUAUGCCAACGAUGGGGGAGAAAACAAGUACCAGACUCCCUCCCUCUCUUCUCCUGUUUGCAAUGUUUGCAGGUUUCAACAACAGUCUGGCACUGCAACCACAUAGGAGUAUCUAA